Molecule: messenger RNA, 1452 nt
Organism: Punica granatum (pomegranate)
Lineage: Eukaryota; Viridiplantae; Streptophyta; Magnoliopsida; Myrtales; Lythraceae
Source: RefSeq, a predicted model, not a curated record
AUGCUAUCUAAAACUACAUGGGCGCUCACGAAAGGGAACGACAGUCUAGCAGGUAAAGCUUUCAAAGCUAAGUACGGCAACUUCUUAAACUCAUCCAACCGCUCCUUGGCCUCACCGAUUUGGAAAGGUCUCCAAUGGUGCAAAGAAACUAUCCAGGUAAGUACAUGUUGUACUGUUGGGAGCGGCUCUACAAUCUCAGCUUGGUUUGAUCCGUGGAUCCCAAGUAUGGACAACCACAAACCCUCUCCUAGACUAAAUGUGCUCCAAGACCCUGCCCUAAAGGUUCAUCACCUGAUGUUCUUCAACCCAAAGCGAUGGAACAUUCCGCUACUCACAACCCUCUUUGAGCAAGAUACAGUGCACAACAUUCUUAAGAUCCACCUGUCACAAGCCGACUUCGAAGAUUCAGCAACAUGGACCCCAAGUUCAUCAGGGAAGCAUUCUGUGAAAUCCUUCUAUCUCACGGAUCAGCAUAAUAGAUUCCAAGACCAUAGUGAUAUUGUUUGGAAGGCCAUUUGGAAUCUCAAAAUUCAUGAACGAUUUAAACUCCACCUUUUGAGAAUUGGUAGUGAAAGCCUCCCCUGGUUUAGCGAAGUGGAUGCUCCUUGCCCCCUUUGCCAAACUAGCUCCGAUACGCUUGAUCAUCUCUACGGAGAUUGUAUCUUCUAUCGUGUUGCUUGGAGGGAAUCACCCUGGGAUUUGCAAUCUAGCAUCCUCCCAAGCGCUAGUGUGAAGGAUCUCAUUAAUUUUGUUGCUUGCCCUCCAUCUACCCUCCUUCCUAGCUUUCCACCUAAAGUUGAAUUUUCUCUUUAUGCAUCCAUCACUAUUUACCUUUUAUGGAACUCACGAAAUGAUGUUUUGCAUAUAGGAAGGCCUGCUGACUUGAAUGUAACCAUCAAAAAGAUCAAAAGGUCCUUCGUGGAGCACAGUCAAAUCGGUCACUUACCGGAAUCGCAUCCUCUUCAACUCUCCGCAUCACAAAUUCCUACAGGGCCGGAAUGGGAUAUCCUAACUAUUGAUGCUGCCUGGAACUGCAACAGAUCAUGCCUAGCCGGAACUAUGCAGCAUCCAAAUGAUCCUCCAAUACUAUCAUGGUUCCAGGUCUCGAAUGAAGAAAAGCCACUUCAAGCGGAAGCUAAAGCAGCCCUCCUUGCGCUCUCCAUUGCUGGAAAAAAUGGAUCGACAAAGAUUUGGCUUCGAAGCGAUGCCCUACAACUAGUGGACGCCAUUUUGCACCCUUGUAACUCUCCUUGGGAGAUUAGAAGCAUAAUAGUUGAUAUUAUCUCAGCUCUUAAUUUCUUUUCUAGUUGGGCAUGUUCUUGGAUUCCAAGGUCGGAAAAUGUCCUUGCACACGACUUGAGCCAAUACGGCUCAAAGUCAAAUUUUCCUUCGCUCUGCUAUUUUCAAGGAUAUCCUGACCUUAGACAUUCUGUAACCGGCACUCUUCAUUAA